AUGAAAAAUAAAGAAAAUUGUACUAUUGAAAUAAUAGAAGAUAAUAUCAUUGAUGAAGAUGAUAAAGGCAUAGAAAUCAUCGAUGAUCCAAAAAAAUGGUCGCAAAAAAAGAAAUUAAUAAUUUUAAUAUUGCUUUGUUUUUUAAAUAUGAUUGGACCAUUAGCAAAUUCUGUUCUUUACCCGGCACUGCUUAAUAUUCUUGCAGACCUAAGAAUCGAUAAUGAAACAUAUGUAAAUGCAUUGAACAUGAGAUCUACCAGACGUAACGUGUUUCUUAUUGCUCUUCUAUUAUUACUGAUAUCGAGUAUAAUAUGUGCAAUAUCAAAUAGUAUAGAAUUAUUAUUGGCCAUGAGAGCAUUACAAGCAUGUGGAUCUUCGGUUGCUCAAAGUGUAGGCGCGGGAUGUAUAAGUGAUUUGUAUAUACCAUCAGAACGCGGGAAACAUUAUGGAGUGUUUUAUAUUGGAUUUUUUGUUGGUGUUUUGAUUGGACCAAUCGUUGGCGGAUCAAUAGCACUAAAUUUUGGAUGGAGGUGGAUUUUCUGGUUCCUGUCAAUUUUCUCUGGAGUUUUGUUUAUUUUCGUAUUGAUUUUUUUUUCUGAAACAUUUCGUAAAGAAAAAUCUGCAUCUUCAGCAAAAAUUAGUUUCAAUCCAUUUGUAGCAUUCAAGUUAUUGAAAUCCAAGAAUGCUAAUGUCGUGUACAAUAGAUUAACCAAAAAGAAUAACAAUGUUUCUUAUCCUGAACUUAGAAUCCAUUCAGGUUGGGCAGUUUCAUUAUCAACUCAAUUGAUAUUAAGUCCACAGGAGACUUAUCUAGUAGAUUCAUAUCCAGAAUCCAGCGCAUCAAUAGUCGCCUUAAAUAAAUUAUUUGCAUUUAUUUCAGCUGGGGUAAUGUCUGUGCUAAUAUUACCAAUGGCCAAUGCUUUGGGUAUAGGAUGGUCAUUAACUAUAUUGGCUUCUUUUAAUGUCUUUAGCAUUGGUUUAUUAAUCAUCAUUUGUUUAAAAGGAAAAGAAUGGAGAGAAAAUUAUCAAAUUUCUUAA
This is a messenger RNA of Entrophospora candida, 1038 nucleotides long. Lineage: Eukaryota; Fungi; Glomeromycota; Glomeromycetes; Entrophosporales; Entrophosporaceae. The record is from the annotation of a GenBank genome assembly.